Messenger RNA from Leptosomus discolor (cuckoo roller), 507 nucleotides. The record is from RefSeq and is a predicted model, not a curated record. Lineage: Eukaryota; Metazoa; Chordata; Aves; Leptosomiformes; Leptosomidae.
AUCCACCAUCCUGCAGGAGAGCAAGUCCCUGCUGAAGAGCCAGACUGUGUCGGACCAGGCGGUGGCCGAAGCCCUGUGUGCCAUCAUGCUCCUGGAGGACAGCUCUCCGCGCCAGGCCCUCGCCGACUUCCUUCUGGCCAGGAAGCUGGCCAUUCAGCAGCUCCUCAACCAGCCCCACCACGGGGCGGGUAUAAAAGCUCAGGUGUGCUCACUGAUGGAGCUGCUCACCACUACCCUGUACCAGGCUCAUGCCCUCUUCUACACCACGCCUGAAGGGAUGCCGCCGGACCCAGCCCUGCCCUGCGGCUUGCUCUUCUCCACCCUGGAGAGCACCACAGGCCAGCACCCAGCAGGGAGAGGUGGCGUUCUGGAGGAGGAGGUGAAGCUGAGCAGCUGGUUCAGGUACCUCCCCGAGUCGGUGGUGGAGUUCCAGCCAGCCCUGCGGACCUUGGCACACCCCAUCAGCCAGGACUACCUCAGAGACACGCUGCAGCAGUGGAUUGCCAU